AGGCACUUGUCUCAUUCAACUUCAAUCGACCUCGAGCUCAAGGCGCUUGAGACGCAGUCGGCAGUACCGUUGUAAAUCAGCACGACACGAACUGUUUAACUACGCAAAAAAAAAUGUCCGAAUUGAAGCGAUUCACGCGAAAGGAAAUCCUAAGCCGAAACACGAAGCAGGAUGCAGUGUUUGUCAUAGAUAACGAAGUGUAUGAUGUCACACCAUUUUUAGACGACCAUCCCGGAGGACAUGAGGUAUUAUUAAAUGUAGCCGGCAAAGACGCCAGUGAGGAUUUCGAUGAUGUAGGUCACAGUAGUGAUGCUAAAGAUAUGAUGAAGAAAUAUAAAAUCGGUGAACUCGUCGACGAAGACAAAGUCGAAUUAAAAAGACGUCAAUACAACUGGGAAGAUCAUAGUAAAGAAGAUUCCAAUGUCAGUUUCUUAAGCUCGUGGAAGUUCCCCGUAGUUCUCGGUCUGGUAAUGACUGUGCUUUACACGUAUCUGUUCGGUUAACAAACAUUACACAACACAAUAACAAGUUAUCGACAUUAUCUCAGUGAUCAUCGAGAACUUUCCAAGCUGAACAAAUUAAAGGCUCGUUACUAAAAUAAAGACUUGUAGUGCGUGUUAAUUUUGUAUGUUAAGAGAAUCGGGUUUAAGGCAAAUUAGUUUUUUAGUCAACCGUGGUACAUAAAAAAGGGCGUUGAGUAAUAUAUUUAUAUUUGUUGAUUCUAUUGUAUCCACUUUUUUAAGCAUUCUUUAAUAGGUAUGUAAUCUAUUAUAAAUAUAUAUUAUGUCAUAUGAUAUAACUUAUAUAUAGUUUUUAAUCGAUAUUGGAUGACAAGGUGACAUGUCUGUUGGACUUUGCACUAUCAGUAAUGUAAUAUACAGAUGUUUAAUAUUGUAUAAUUCAUAAUAAUUUCAAAUUACAUAUAAAAUACAAAUAUUUAUUAUACUAAAUAUUGUUUAAAAUUUUAUAUUUUUUAAUACAUUUUUUAUUGCACACUUUA
Vanessa atalanta (red admiral) is the source of this 1000-nucleotide messenger RNA. Its product is annotated as cytochrome b5-like. The transcript has a single exon. Gene Ontology annotation, cellular component: membrane; intracellular membrane-bounded organelle. Gene Ontology annotation, molecular function: heme binding. NCBI's taxonomy places the organism in Eukaryota, Metazoa, Arthropoda, Insecta, Lepidoptera, Nymphalidae. The record is from RefSeq and is a predicted model, not a curated record. The coding region runs from base 114 to 503 and encodes 129 amino acids.